UUAGUUUGUCAUACAAAUAUCAGAUAGACAUGACCAAGCCGUGCACUCUUUCAAGGUCCGAACAGCAACUAGGGUUAGUCGAUCUUCUGCUUUUACCUUUCGCGUUUCUCGAGUUCGAAUAUGCCUCGUUACGAUGAUCGACACGGCAAUACGCGUCUCUAUGUGGGUCGCCUAUCCUCGCGGACGCGUUCACGGGAUCUGGAGAGGCUUUUUAGCAGAUAUGGGAGAGUACGAGAUGUGGAUAUGAAGCGUGAUUAUGCCUUUGUUGAAUUUAGUGAUCCUCGGGAUGCGGAUGAUGCAAGAUACAGCUUAGAUGGUCGUGACUUUGAUGGGAGCCGUAUCAUUGUUGAAUUUGCUAAGGGGGUACCUCGUGGUUCCCGAGAAUAUUUGGGCAGAGGUCCUCCUCCAGGUUCUGGACGCUGCUUUAAUUGUGGCAUUGAUGGCCAUUGGGCUCGAGACUGCAAAGCUGGGGACUGGAAGAACAAGUGUUAUCGCUGUGGUGAAAGAGGUCAUAUCGAGAGAAACUGCAAGAACAGUCCCAAGAAAUUGAAACGUGAACAUAGUUAUUCUCAAUCUCCUGAUAGAUCUCUAUCUCCUCGCCGUCGCAGCAGGAGUUACAGCCGAGGCCGCAGUUACAGCCGUUCGAGAUCCCCACCAGCAAAAAGGGAACGAAGCCUCGAGCGUGAGGAUAGAUCAUUGAGCCCCAUGCCAAGGAACAGUCCCCCACCCUUAAAGCGGAGGCAUCGCAGCGAAACUCCUGAUGAAGGCAGUCCGCAUGGUUCUCCAAUGAACAGGAAACUAGAUAGCCAUGAAGAGGGGUCAGAUUAUGGCAAUAGCCCCGCGGGAAAAAGCCCUGAAAGAGUGAGCCCUGUUGAUCGGGGCCAUCAAAGUCCUUCUGAAGCCAAUGGUCGUAGCCGAAGUCUGAGUCCUAAAGAUGACAGGAGCCCAAUUGAUGAUUCUGAUUACAACCACCGUUCUCUGAGGCGCAGCGAGUCGCCCUAAAACCGGUCUCUAAUUGCGGCUCUUACUGUACUGCAAGAAGUUGUUUUGCAGACCUUUGAUUUCUCGUGUUUCUUAUCGUUUGGAUGUUUUAAAUUUGCUUGUUCUGGGUGGAACUCGGUACUUUUGAUUGUUAUGGUUUGUCAUUGGACUAGAAUUACGACGUUAAUUAAAUUUUAUUAUUUUGGCAUGUCGGCAAUGCUUUUCCUGUU
This is a messenger RNA of Tripterygium wilfordii, 1211 nucleotides long. Its product is annotated as serine/arginine-rich splicing factor RS2Z32-like. Gene Ontology annotation, molecular function: mRNA binding; zinc ion binding. Lineage: Eukaryota; Viridiplantae; Streptophyta; Magnoliopsida; Celastrales; Celastraceae. Bases 121 to 1002 code for a protein of 293 amino acids. Gene Ontology annotation, biological process: mRNA splicing, via spliceosome. The transcript has 7 exons. Gene Ontology annotation, cellular component: nuclear speck. The record is from RefSeq and is a predicted model, not a curated record.